Messenger RNA from Prunus armeniaca (apricot), 207 nucleotides. The record is from the annotation of a GenBank genome assembly. Lineage: Eukaryota; Viridiplantae; Streptophyta; Magnoliopsida; Rosales; Rosaceae.
AUGGGUGGGAAGCUCAUGAUUCAUCUAGCCUUCUUUGCUGGAACAGGAGUAAAGGUAGCAAAUGAGCUGGGAGCUGGAAAUGGUCAGGAAGCAAAAUUUGAAGCAAAAGUUUCUGCUGCGGAAUCAGUUUGGUCACAAUUCUACUCAACGGUGUUCAACCCGUCUUAUCAGGAGUGGCUGUGGGCUCAGGAUGGCAAGCAUGGGUGA